Hippoglossus stenolepis (Pacific halibut) is the source of this 2114-nucleotide messenger RNA. Its product is annotated as breast cancer type 2 susceptibility protein. Bases 84 to 2114 code for a protein of 676 amino acids. The transcript is spliced from 11 exons. The record is from RefSeq and is a predicted model, not a curated record. NCBI's taxonomy places the organism in Eukaryota, Metazoa, Chordata, Actinopteri, Pleuronectiformes, Pleuronectidae.
GCAGCUAACAUCAGUUUCUGUUUCAAAACUUAAGUCACCACGAAAACUGUGUCUCCUCAGGCGACCACCUGUAGUCCCCUGGAAUGGAGUCUCCCUCGAACAUGUACGACACCUUCAAAGAUAAGAUCUGGAAAGAGCUGGGACCACUGGACCCCGACUGGUUUCACGUCCUGACAGCUCAAACGUCCACCAAUGAGGGAAAUGUCUCUGACCAAGAUGACCUCUGCGCCAACCAAGAGGGAAACUUCAAAGCCCCCUGUGACAGAACCGCACUGGAGAGUCAGCUGUUUUCUACCCCUAAAGUUUUCAGACACAGGCGAGUUGUGUCCCCUGAAACGGAGGGUGAGCAGUCGUUCACUGCUGAACAAGAAAAAGAAGCACGGCCAUGGAAGGAAACACAAAGUCCAUGUUUGUUUCAGAUGACAAAAGAGAGGGUCCCUGGAGCAAAAUGUGGACGUUUUGAUUUUCUUCAGACCUCACCCAAAUCCCCAGUUAGCUAUGCCAAGCAAAUAUCUGAAAGUCUAGGUGCACAGAUUCAUCCGGACAUAUCGUGGACGAGUUCUCUGAACACCCCCCCAGCUGUGCCGUCCACUCUGAUUUUAUCUAAAACCGAUGAGAGUCCCUGUCCAAUGAGUGUUUCUUCAGACAGCAAUGUUGUUUUUGUACGGAAGCUUUUUCCUUCUCUUUCAAACGCAUCUGUAGCUGCAGCAGUAUCACCCCAAAACAACGAUGUGCUGGUUCACAGAGGUGUUGUUUCCACUGAGGCUGGUCAGAAUCCAGAGUCCCAUAACUCCCCCCAGGAUUCACUGAAUCCAAGUCCGAGUGGUUGGCGACAGAAGCUUCCAGACGCUAUUGAAGAUGGAGAUGUACGCAGCACCGUGGCGAGUGUUCUUGAUGGAGCGGAAAAUGUUCUUUCCAUGUUUUUCUCCAACAGUAGUUCAGCCCUGAGAAAAGUGAAAACUGACAGAAUCAAGAGAAAACAGAUCAUCUCGCCAAAAGAACGUGGCUACAGCUUUACAGACGUCUCGACUACUAACAACGCUGCAUCACUGGAACAGAGUACAGAUGAUCGGGAACCUGUCAAAAUAUCCUCACCCCCACCACAGAAGACUAGAGAUACUGGAAUCACCCAGUGGUCUCCAUUGAGUUUAUCUGAAAUUCCUCCCUCGACCGUAGAUUCCUCUUGCAGGGAUAAUAAUCAUGCUGCUACACAAGUGGACGACAAAACUGUACCAGAACAACUGCGGAGCAACUCUGAUUCUGGCCAACUCACCAGGUCGCAUUUGACAGGCUCAUACUAUGGAUUUACAAAGAAAAAGAGACAAUUUGUUUACACCAUUGAGACUCCAAAAACACAAGCUCAAGGGAACGAGACACCAUCUGUGAAGAAUGACACCUCCCCCAGGCUUCCAGGGAACAAAGGGAGUGACAAGCUGUUGGGGGAAAUCCAAGAUGAAGCAGACUGUUGCAGAAUCAGGGAGGAUGAGAUACAAAAACAGAAAAAUGUCACGGAAGAAAACGUUCCUCUUCCUGUUCAACCAAAAGCCCAGGAUCUUGACAUGUCGCAGCUCUGCAGAGAUUUUGCACAAGACUUCAGUCAAAUGUUAGACCCCGGGAAACCAAGUGAGGUAGCAGAGGAUACUCCUCAAAAUGGCUUCUCUCCCUCAACUUGUCUGAACGCCAUGAAGCAAGCCAAGCAGAGAGUGAGACGAGUAAACUUUCCCCAUGACUGUGAUCACACCACUGAGAGAAAACCUGUUUCUGCCACUGCUCAGAAUUACUCCAUCAAUGAGGGAACAGGAGUUGACAGCGGAUUCCAGUCUGCUGUUGCAGACAUCUCUCACCUGACUUCCACAUCCUUUAUUCUUCCCACCUCAGAGAACAUUGCUCAAAGUCAACAAUGGACUGGCUUUAAAACUGAUGGCCAAAGAGCUGCUUCUUCCCUAUCUACAAAUAUUAAACAUGUAAAAUAUCAUUCAGAUAUUUUAGAAGGAGCUGAAACUGAUGCCAAGAUGCCGAGUGCAGUCAAGGCAAGCCAGACACUGGGCCCUUGCAGAGAGAGUGAGUUACACGUAGAGAGCACAUCAACAGAACUGCCCAGUGUGUCCAAGUGA